Capsicum annuum is the source of this 330-nucleotide messenger RNA. RefSeq names its product zinc finger A20 and AN1 domain-containing stress-associated protein 8-like. The transcript has a single exon. The record is from RefSeq and is a predicted model, not a curated record. The coding region runs from base 1 to 330 and encodes 109 amino acids. NCBI's taxonomy places the organism in Eukaryota, Viridiplantae, Streptophyta, Magnoliopsida, Solanales, Solanaceae. Gene Ontology annotation, molecular function: zinc ion binding.
AUGAAUAUGUGUUCCAAGUGUCAAAACGACAUAACACUAUUGAAGCAGGAACAUGCAAAGCUUGCAGCUGCAUCCAGCAAAGACGUCGUACGCAGAAGCUCAAGCAGCGAUGGAUCAGAACUUACUCUUGCAGGUGCCGCGGUUGCAUCUGCAGAUUUAGCCUCUCAGAUUUCACAAGUGAAGUCAAAAGAGGAUUUGAAAAAGUGCACAGCUUGUCAUAAGCGUGUGGGAUUAACGGGGUUCAGUUGCAAAGAUGGUGAUCUUUUCAGCGCAAUUCAUCAUUAUUCUGACAAACACAACUGCCCAUUUGAUUAUAGGAAUGCUGGUUAG